AUGACGAAUCGCAUGUACAAAGAAAGGGUUAAAUUACGUCUGUUCUGGGAACAAGAGCUACUUCGUCUGGAGCAACGAGAAAAGGGCACUACGCCCGCAAUGUCAGCUGUUCGGUUCCUACGUGAAAACGAAAUGUGCAAUGCCCAGAUACUGGAAGAACCAACUGAGCCACUGAAACCGAUGAGUCGCAGUGAAUUCACAGAACGAAAAAAUAAGUCUAUCAGUCAGAUGUACAAUAGGCACAAAAUGGAGGCCAGCUCGCUUUUUGGCCUACAGCGGGACAUGUGGUUGUGUGAGGCUCGCCGACGUGGUCUUGAAGUGACUCCCGAGUGCAUCAACGACUGUGUUCCGAUGGUAAAAGCUGAGAAAAUGGAUUUUCCCUACUCAUAA
Molecule: messenger RNA, 390 nt
Organism: Haemonchus placei
Lineage: Eukaryota; Metazoa; Nematoda; Chromadorea; Rhabditida; Trichostrongylidae
Source: the annotation of a GenBank genome assembly